AUGCCGUCAAAGGUAGCGAGAAGGGGCAAAGGUCCGAGGGAUCAACCACAGCAUGUGGAGACCGCAGUCGAUCCACCUUCGAAAUUGCUGUCAUCGGUGCUCAGCACGCUCUCAUUGACGUUCGAAAAAGACACCGGGAUGCUCAAUGGCAGGUAUGUGAGAUCUGUACCGGAUAGACCAGCUCUGAUUGAGCUCAAAGGUCAGCUCGACAAGUUGCUUGCGUCUCUGAAGGAGAUUGCCGAGAGCGAUAGAGAAACAAUUCAAGCGAUUGAAAGGAUACGAGAUGCCAGGAAGGUGCAAGAAGCGCAACGAACCCAAGAAGAUCGCAGCGCUGAGCGAAGUCGCGAUGAAGGGGCUGGGAAGCCGGAUGCAAACGUGCAACAAUUUGAGCUUAAACAGGACGCCGUGGACGCUGAACCGGCAACGGGGAAGCCAGAAGAGGCAACGCCUCAUGCUUCCGCAGCUGGUACGAGCUCUGACGAAGGAAGCGAGACCACAGUCAUACCUAAAAGGCGGAAGCGAUCUCUUAACAUCGAGAUCGACGAUGAAGAAGGCGAUGAGGUGAAACUAGAGAAGCCCACAGACAACAUCUCGGUGAGUCCGUCAAAGAAGGUGAAGCUAGAUGCGAAAAACGUGGCAGAUAUUCGUGGCGAAAGGAGACAGAGCGAACCGAUGGUCAAGAACCCGAAAUCGGAAUUCGUAGUCUCGCAAACGUUGCCAGCAGCGGCGGCGGCGUUAGGCCUUUUUAAUGAAUCAGGACUGGAAAGCACAGGGGAAGAAAAUUUAAAAAGAAAAUAUGAUGUUGCCAGUUACCCAACGAACGAUCUUAAAGACCUUUUACCAGGCGAGCUACCAGAUAAGGAUUUUUCUCAUCCAAAACCGACUAACCAAAUUCAGUAUGGUACCUUCCUCAGCUCGGUUGAGAAUUUCUUCCGCCCGCUUAACGACGAUGACAUCAAGUUUCUCAAACGUAAGUAUAUCAUCCCUACAAGCCUGGAAAUGGACAAGUCGUACGACCCGGAGGUGACCUCCUUCGUCAUACCGCGAUUAGGCCCUUUGUACAGUAAUAUUUGGUUGAAGGACCAAUCAUCGCAGGAUAUGGCAACUGCCUCACCUCCACCGGUGAGCGAUCUCACCUCAGUCUUACCUCGAAAAAGUGCCGCCGACAUCAAUGAUUCCACCUUAGAGACAGAAGAUAUUUCCUGUGGUCCGCUUGUUUCAAGACUGCUCUCCGCAAUCUUAAAAGACGAGAAUGAAAAUAAGCUCAGCACUAAUGAUUCCAAAGUCCGGAUAAAAGAAGAAAACCUCCCGAAUGGUAUUCUCACUUCCCAGAGUGACUCUCUGAACAAUUUUGAAGAGACGCCCGCUGCCGCGGCUGCGCAGACCCCCAUGAGCGAGACUGAUGAAUCAGCCAAACCGCUGACUGGCGGAAUGACGAGCUCACUGCCUGAGCCACAUCGAUGGACAAUCAACAGCAUCAACCUCGAUUAUCCCACCUUCGAAGAACGAUUGAAAAGAGAGCUAAAGUACGUGGGCAUCUACGUCAACAUGCCCAAGGAUGAAAGCAAUCCAACAGGUGACGACCCGGAUUGGCUGACCGGCAGAGAGGAUGAUGAAAUUAGCGCCGAGUUGAGAGAGCUGCAAAACUCGCUGAAGCAAGUGACUGUAAAAAAUCAAAAGCGAAAAAACGCACUAAUACCACUUGUCGAACGACGGCUAGCAUGGCAAGAGUACUCUUCCAUUCUGGACGAUCUCGAUAAACAGAUCGAUCAAGCAUACGUGAAGAGAAUCAGAGUCCCUAAGAAACGAAAGAAAAAUCAUCCAACCACCUCUUCCGUAGCCAAUACUGAGUCGGCUUCUCAGGUUGCCCAACAGAAGGCUGCCAAUUCCAGUUUAAAGGCCUUAUUGGACAAGAGACAGCGGUGGAUCACCAAAAUAGGGCCGUUGUUCGACCGGCCAGAGAUCAUGAAGCGCAUCCCGAAAGAAAGCGUGUUCAAAGACCUGGACCAAGAAGAGGAAGAAGAAGAGACGGAUCCCUUCGCACAAAACGGCAACAGCAAGGAAGACGAGCUAGCGGACGCAUAA
This is a messenger RNA of Torulaspora globosa, 2085 nucleotides long. It is a transcript of the gene NGG1, whose product is annotated as histone acetyltransferase NGG1. Gene Ontology annotation, cellular component: SAGA complex. Gene Ontology annotation, molecular function: transcription coactivator activity. Gene Ontology annotation, biological process: regulation of transcription by RNA polymerase II. NCBI's taxonomy places the organism in Eukaryota, Fungi, Ascomycota, Saccharomycetes, Saccharomycetales, Saccharomycetaceae. Bases 1 to 2085 code for a protein of 694 amino acids. The record is from RefSeq and is a predicted model, not a curated record. The transcript has a single exon.